AAAGGUAGUCUUCCUGGGUGAGAGAGGGCAGGAAGGCUGUGUACUGCUCCCCAAGUCAGCCUUGCCCUCUCCCCUGGGGUGCUGGUGAGACACUUCACCCCUUUGAGGAGUUUGUUCUAGCACUUUCACAAAAUAGAACAAAUUAUUCCUUGAAAUGCUGCCAUAACUAGCACCUUUGUUGAUAACAGAACAAAGUCUUUUUUGUUCCGACACUGCUGGGUUUUAAGUCAGGUAACUGGGCUGAGGAACAGUUGAGAAUUGGAGAGGUUUACUACCAGCAAAUGAGUAAACUUACAUUUUAUCUGGAGGUGCAUAUUCACACUGUUUCCUAAGUGUCUAAUUCUACUUUAUGCAAAGAGUUUUAUUUAGCUUCUGUGUGUUUAAAUUGAAACAGCAGGCUUGGGCAGCAGUUCCGGAAUAACUCUGGGCCCAGUGAGGAGACCCGUCUGCUGUCGCACUAGUUGGUCCUGAGUGGGAUGUUUCCUCACAUCUGCCCCUUUUCCCAAUUCCAUCUGCCUGCUGCCGUCUGUAAUUGCUUUGAUCUCUCCUCAGGCCACCUUUUCCUGUGGGUCCUUUUAUUUACCGAUGAUUGCUUUUUGACAGACACUCGAGUUUCAAGUUAAAACUCGUUGGUGAUGUUGGAAGAGCACAUUGAUGAGGUGUGAGAAAAACGAGAACAUGGGAAGGCUCGGGUUUCUGAGUUUCUGUUUCGGCCACUAAGCAGUUUCCAUCUGGCCACAGGAGCACCCUGAGCUCCGGAAGUUCUGGGAGCUGUGAACCUUGACAGCCUCUGGAAUCAGACCCCGCUGCAGGUUGCUCCGUUCUUCAGCACACUGGGAAGUAAACGGAAGAAAGACUUGACUCGCUACUCGGUUUUAGGCCCACAUUUGCCGUGUAAUGGCAGAUCUACAGAAAGGAGAGAGAAAGAUCUUCCAUCUUCUGGUCUUCAAAUGACUGCAACAGUAGGAACUGAGCCAACCUGAAGCCUGAAGCCAGGAGCCAGGAGCUGCUUCUGGGUCUCCCACAUUGGUGCAGGAUCCCAAGGCGUUGGGACAUCCUCUGAUGCUUUCCCAGGUCACAGCAGGGAGCUGGAUAAGAAGUGGAACAUCCAGGACACGAACCAGCAUUCAUAUGGGAUGCUGGCAGCCCAGCUCACUGAGGAGUGUGUGAUAAGGCGACUGUCUAUAGAUGUGCAGGCAGAGCUGGAACAGGGAGGUGCUCUGCCUUUCCUGGAGCCCCUGUGUGUGUGUUGGCAGGGGGAGGGGAGGACAGUGUGAUCAGAGGAUGCACCAGUGUAGCUGCCAGGUCAGGAAGGAGCUGCUGCUCUUGGGCCCUGAGCUUGGCUGCUUCAUCCUGACAUAUCCAACUCAGAGUGGUGUCCGGUGGAUGCCUGGACUUCCCGAUUAAAAAUUAUAACCCACUGUUUUCAAGAAUACUUAUUCUUUGUAUUAUAGCAGUUGAAGAUAUUUAGACAUGCAUAUUUGUUAGCAAAAUUGUUUUGUUUCUGGGUAACUGAAUGUUUAGAUUAAGCUGUCUUUUAUUAGUUGAAAUUCUUUUAAGGGUAAAAAUUUUCACUUCUAAUGAGUUAUCCCUUUCGACAUUAGGUUGAGAUCUGUUCUUGUGCUUGUAUGCAGUGUGCUUUGUAAGUUACUUGUGGAUGAAGUAACAUAAGAUCAGCAUUUAUCAUUAGUUGUUCCCAUCAAGAGGAGCUAUGUAUUGGAGCUCAAUUUCUGUGCUGUGUGUAACAUGCUGUGGGGAGAGAAAUGGACAUGUGGGCCAUGGGGAUGGGCUGACACUGGAUGGCCCAGUGUUUGUGGAAAAAGUGCUGAAGAGGCUUUAUCCCCCUAUUCCAAGUGGUCAAGAACAGAAGACUUCCGAGCGGCUAGCCUCCGAAGGGCCACAAGGGGCCAGGGUCCCUGAGGCUGUGAGACCCACGCCUGUGCAGCCUGUGACAGAUGGUGACACCAGGUGCCUGCCUGAGAGGCGUUUCUACACUGUGAGCCUGCCCCCUGAUGGCUAUCUGCCUAACACGCCCAGCUGCCUGGACUCUGCCAGUGUGUCCACUGGGGAAGAAGCAGAAGACAAAAAGUUCACUUCAAAAAAGAAAGAAAAAUACCAGCAUAUUCCAACUGAGGUGCUCCCUGGCUACUCUUCAGCAUCAGAUCAAGAUUGUCAGGAUCAACCAAAGAGAAAAAGAAUUAGAAAGCAUAAAUCAAGGAAAAAUGUAAAAAAAGCCAAUAUUGUUCAUGUAAAACAAGCAGAAUUAGAGAAGCAGCCGAGUCUCUUACAAGAAAAGUUACAACACCAGCACACAGAUGGCCCCUCGAUCAGCAAAAAUAAAAAAAGGAAACUGAAGAAGAAACGACAAAUUAAAAGGAAGAAAGCAGCUGGUUUGGUGACAAAGGCCUCUGGUGUCAACUUCAUGUACCAGCCUAUGGAGAGCCACAGUGAACAAGAGAAUGAAGGAUACAGUGAGCGGGGAGCAAGAAACACAAGCGAGGAGGAGGAGGCUGGAGACGCCGAUGAGGAGGAGGUCAGAUUCAGCAACGAAAAAGCGGACGGUGUCCUGGCCUUGCUAAAAUCAAUGCAAGAAGCUUAUUUUUAUGACGGUCUUUCCAGAGACUUGGACCCCACAGUGUGUGUGGAGACCACAGAGGAGCUGCUGAGGUGCCUUGAGUCCCGCUGCCUGCCUCCCACAGAUGUCUUCAUUCUUGACCACAUGAGGACACUGUUGCUUCUGCAAGACACGGAACGGCUGGCAAGUGCUCUACAGAUCUUCCCCGAGCACUGCGCCAUGCCUCCUGACCAUGCCAAGGUGAUCUCUGCCUUCUUUAAUUACUGGAUCACGCAUGUCCUUCCUGAGAAAAGCAGUGACUGAAACCAGUGUCCUUCUUCAAGGAGAGCUAAUAUCAGGCACGAAAACAUAAAAGACAAACGUGGGCUGAGAACUGACAUACAAAGAAGAGUAAUUCUCAGUAACUGAGAGCUAGUAACCCAAAUCCAGGAAUUCCAUAGACCCUGCCGCCAUGCUGCAGGUUCCUGCGUUUCUGUAUGCCGACUGAGACCCUAACCCUAACCCUGAACCUUCAACUCAGGCACUGGAGUGAAAUUUACGUUUUCCACUUGUAAUUUCAUACAUCCUGAAUUGAGUCUGUUUGUCCAAUUCCUAUGAAAAAUGGAAAUGAACAUUCUCUUAAAUUCAACUCUAUAGUUUGAAGCA
Messenger RNA from Ochotona princeps (American pika), 3220 nucleotides. It is a transcript of the gene ERICH1, whose product is annotated as glutamate rich 1. The coding region runs from base 1712 to 2878 and encodes 388 amino acids. The record is from RefSeq and is a predicted model, not a curated record. NCBI's taxonomy places the organism in Eukaryota, Metazoa, Chordata, Mammalia, Lagomorpha, Ochotonidae. The transcript is spliced from 8 exons.